UGACAACGUCACAUCAUUUCUCAAAGUGAAACCUUCAGGUUUGCCAGAUGCUGGUUGGGGUCUGUUCGCCUGUGACAAUAUCCCAUCCGGCAGCUUUCUAGGCGACUAUUGCGGAAAGUUGGUCUUUGACACGGACUUUGAGUUCAAGAGCGACGAUGGCCGGAUGACCUUGGUGGCAGUGAGCAAAUGUAGUGAUCCGUUCAGAAUCAGGGUGAUUGAUGUUAACGACGAGCAGUUCAUUCUAUUGACGGCAACAGCCCCGAAAAUCUUCUAG
Molecule: messenger RNA, 274 nt
Organism: Exophiala oligosperma
Lineage: Eukaryota; Fungi; Ascomycota; Eurotiomycetes; Chaetothyriales; Herpotrichiellaceae
Exons: 1
Source: RefSeq, a predicted model, not a curated record